AUGGCGGUGUUAACUGGGCACAAGUGCAUUGCCCUAUGGUUCAUAUUGCUGCUAACAUUGAUUUCUAUAGUUAUUUAUCUGGACGGGGGGUUCGACAAGCAACCGUACCUCAUGUUCGUUCUAUUCGCCGUCACUGAUAUUCUAUACAUUUCAUACAUAGUAUGGUCAAUGAUAUCGUCGACGACAGCAACGCUCCCUUCACGUUAUAGCCAUUUAUACAAUUUCCUCAGUUUUCAUCGUGAUCAAGUAGCCCAAUUAGUUUGCUUCCUUCUGAAGAUUGCGUUCGAAUGUCUUCUCUUUGCAAGGAUUGUGCUUCUAAGGGAGAUACCCUUGUUUGUUCUUCUUUCUCCCGUGUGGCUUAUACUAUCUAUCAUUGUCAUUGAUCUCAGCAAACGGUUAUAUUCUAUACAACAAAAGGUUUUAUGA
Messenger RNA from Necator americanus (New World hookworm), 426 nucleotides. RefSeq lists its product as uncharacterized. The record is from RefSeq and is a predicted model, not a curated record. The transcript is spliced from 3 exons. NCBI's taxonomy places the organism in Eukaryota, Metazoa, Nematoda, Chromadorea, Rhabditida, Ancylostomatidae. Bases 1 to 426 code for a protein of 141 amino acids.